This is a messenger RNA of Amblyraja radiata (thorny skate), 1388 nucleotides long. Its product is annotated as zinc finger protein 239-like. The coding region runs from base 54 to 1052 and encodes 332 amino acids. Lineage: Eukaryota; Metazoa; Chordata; Chondrichthyes; Rajiformes; Rajidae. The transcript is spliced from 2 exons. Gene Ontology annotation, cellular component: chromatin; PcG protein complex; transcription regulator complex. Gene Ontology annotation, molecular function: DNA-binding transcription factor activity, RNA polymerase II-specific; RNA polymerase II cis-regulatory region sequence-specific DNA binding. Gene Ontology annotation, biological process: regulation of transcription by RNA polymerase II. The record is from RefSeq and is a predicted model, not a curated record.
UCCCCCCCCCAUCUGCUCGGUGUGUGGGCUGAGCUUCGAGGGGCUGAGCUUCGAUGGAGGACCACAUGAUGGGAAACAAUAAGAAGAAGCGUUAUCAAUGUGAUGUGUGUGGCAAGGCCAGGCGGUGCCCAAGCCUGCUGGAGAUCCACCGUCGGGUGCACACGGGAGAACGUCCCUUCGACUGCUCCGACUGCAGCAAGAGCUUCAAGACGGCAAAUGACCUGAAGAUUCACCGGCUGGUGCACACGGGCGAGAAGCCCCAUGGCUGCUCCACCUGCGGCAAGAGCUUUGCCCGGUUGACGGGGCUGCGGAUGCACCGGCGGGUGCACAGCGGUGAGCGGCCAUUCACCUGCUCCGACUGCGGUAAAGGCUUCAAGUCGUCCAUGAACCUGAAGGUGCACAAGCGCACCCACACCGGGGAGCGGCCCUACACCUGCAGCGACUGCGGCAAGGGCUUUACCCAGUCCAACAGCCUGCUGCAGCACCGGCACACCCACACCGGGGAGCGGCCCUACACCUGCAGCGACUGCGGCAAGGGCUUUACCCAGUCCAACAGCCUGCUGCAGCACCGGCACACCCACAGCAGGGAGCGGCCCUACACCUGCAGCGACUGCGGCAAGGGCUUUACCCAGUCCAACAGCCUGCUGCAGCACCGGCACACCCACACCGGCGAGCGCCCCUACACUUGCACCCAGUGCGGCAAGGGCUUCAACCACUCCAACAGACUGCUGGUGCACCAGCGCAAUCACACUGGCGAGCGACCCCACACCUGCACCCAGUGCGGCAAGGGCUUCACAGAGUCCUCCAGGCUGCUGACCCACCAGCGGGUGCACGCCGGUGACCAUCCCUUCUCCAGCCCGGAGUGUGGAGAGCCCAGUGGCCAGCCCUACGACUGCCCGUACUGCGGUGAGGAGUUUGACAGCUCACGGGGGUUGCGGCAGCACCGGCGUACCCACGCCGGCGAGCAACUGCUCCCACUGAGGGAAGUGUUUCAAGAGCGCACGGAGGCUGCGGGAGCACCAGCGGAUACACACACGAGAGAGACCCUUUGAGUGCGCUGAAUGUGGCAAGGGUUUCACCCACGGGUCCAUGCUGUGGCAGCACUGGUGUACCCACAGCAGUGAGCGUCCAUUCCCCUGCAUGUCCUGUGGUAAGGGCUUCAUCCGUCUUGACACCUGCCCGCUCUGUGGCAAGGCCUUUGCCCACUGCUCCAGCUUGCUGGCACACCGGAACGUGGAUAGGCACUGUUUAGGUAGGAAGGAAGGGAUAACGUUUUGAGUCGAGACCCUCAUCAGUCUCGACCCAAAACGUCACCCAUUCCUUCUCUCCAGAGAUGCUGCCUGACCUGCCAAGUCACUCCAGCACUGUGUGAAACGUCACCUAUCCAA